Molecule: messenger RNA, 6017 nt
Organism: Heterobilharzia americana
Lineage: Eukaryota; Metazoa; Platyhelminthes; Trematoda; Strigeidida; Schistosomatidae
Source: the annotation of a GenBank genome assembly
AUGGGACUUAACAUUGGUUACCUUUUUUACUUCACGUUGUUUUUGCCCAAGGUGAGCAAGUUCAAACAGUGCCAUGCAUUAGUCACUCAUAUAAUUCUUUCAUUGGGAAUAUGUAAAAUUGAACUACAGACAAAUAAUUCACAAAUAUUUCCGGUCCAAUUCAUCACUCAGCUGUUCUCUAUAAUUAAUUUAGCAGACUAUUUGGAUGCGUCAUACAUACAAAAGAAACCCAAUAAUGGUCUUAAAGAGAGCAGUAUUAGAAAUAUGAUAUUAUGCUUUGAUAUGUACUUUUGCACGAGAUUAACAAUCGUAGUUAAAUAUUUUCCUGUUGGUUAGAUCGAAAUAAAGUUUUAAUUACAAGAGAUGAUAAUGAUACUAAAGGCCAUGUAUUCAUCUGGAGAUUUACUCUCAGCAUUUUGGAUUUUUGUCAUAAAUAUUUUAUGUAUCAAAUGUCAGUUGGAUCACCAGUCAUCUUCAAGUUUAAUUCAACUACAUCCUGAAAGUCAAUCAGUUACACUGAAUAGUACAGUCCGCCUACAAUGUCGCGUACGAAUGUUGAUAGAUCCAGAUACUGGAGCAGGAGCUCAAGUCUACUGGUCCAAAAAUGAUUUUGGCAUUGGUGGUAAUCGUGAAGACAUUCAAGAAUAUGGGCGUAAUUCACGAUAUGAAUAUUCACGUUAUGAUUUACCAUACAAUUUAAAAGAGGGACAAUAUGAUCUUCAGAUUAUGAAUGUGGAAUUGUCCGAUGAAGGUGCUUAUGUAUGUCAAGUGAAUUUUAUGCGACAACAAUAUCUAAGUCAGACAGCUGUUUUAACAGUACAAGUUCCUUCUGAAGCUCCACAGCUUUUUCAAAUAACCAAUGAAGGUAAAGGUCAGCGAACAGAUAUUGGAUCAUCUCGACCAGCAAUUGUGGACGAUGGGAGUAUCAUGGUUCUUGAAUGUGUUGCGCGUCAUGGUAAACCAGGAGCUCUACUGACUUGGUUUAUUGAUGGGGUUCAAGUGAAACUGGAAACAAAUCCUAGCAGUGCGCCUGGGUCUUUCAUUUCUGGCUUUUCUGGCAAUUUAACGUUUCAACUUGAAGCAUCAGCUAAGAUUCCAAGACUAGUUGAUGCAACUAGCAGAAUGAGUGCACAUUUGAAUAAAUUACAUCAUGGGAAACUUGUAGAAUGUAGAGCAGAAAACACUGGUUAUGAAAUGCAUUCACUUCGCCCAGCUCAAACAAAAAUUGAAGUACACUAUGCGCCUGUUGUCAGCAUACAAGUACGUCCUUCACGACCAGAUAAUCAAUACAUGGAACAUGAUAUUAUUACCGUUGAAUGCAAUGCACACGGAAGACCGGAUUCCUUUUUUUGGGAAUGGUAUGUCAAUGGACGUCAAGUUGAAAAUAUAGCUGAAUCAUGGUAUCGUCUUCGGUUGACACGAGAAUUACACCAGGCUGUAUUUCGAUGUAUUGCAAUUUCAAGUAAGAAAGGAUUUGCAGAGAUAACUAUUAACGUUAAAUUUGGACCUCAGUUUCAUCAGGCUUCAGCAUUACUAUUUACUGCUUCUCCGGGUGAAGAUGUAUUGAUGGAAUGUCCUGCAAUUGGUAAUCCGACACCACAAAUUGAAUGGAGACGAGAAGGUGGCAGAGAGGUGUUGUCACGUAGCGUUGCACUCAAAAGAGAAAAUUUAAGAGAAGAAGACUUUGGGACAUAUAUAUGUACAGCUUUUGUACCCGAAUUUCCUUCUGUAUCAAAGCAAAUGUAUAUAGCUAGACGAAAACCUCCUCGUAUACAACCGAACCCAAUAGUUCAUGCUCAUUUAGGUCAACCAGCAAGACUACGUUGCACAGUGAAUUCAGUUCCUCUUCCACCUUCUGGUCAGACACACUGGUAUUUUAAUGGUAAUCCAAUUCAACCAGAUUCACAUCAUAAAUUUGAACAAGAAGAAUUCAUCGGAGGUGCAGUACUUGUUCUUCAUAUAGCACAUGUAAUGAUGAGUGAUUUCGGUCAGUACAAUUGUUCUGUGAGUAAUGGUUAUGGAUCUGACUGGAAAUUAAUACGACUCAUUCAUCAAGAAGACAUCCCAAUUCAAUUUAUUAUUGGUGCAGCAGUGACUGUUGGUAUCUUGUUAAUAGUAGGAUUAAUUCUUCUUUGCAUAUGUCGUCAAAGAGUAUGUGGUUUCCGUUAUAAUAAAGGUAACCGUAAUACACAACCAUCAAGAAAUUCUCUACAAGAUUAUGGUGUAAUGAACUCAGAUUUUGUUACACGCACCUGUUCACCAAGUAUGCAUUAUCGUCAAGAUCCGUAUCAUUGUUAUUCAACUAAUCCUAGUUUGAGUAAAUCAUUUAAUCGUUAUGGUUUAGAUGCUACGGAUCAGGGAUCAGUGAACAUACCUAAGGAUCGGUCAGAAAAUUGUUUUUUUGAAGAGUCUAAGGAAGAUUUUUGUGCGAAUACUUCUGUUCCUGUUGUUUCUGGUACAUACUGUACAAACCUGACACCUUGUCAACUCUUACAACCGAUAUGUAAUGGAAAUACCUACAUUCCAAGCUUAAAUCAUCGAAUGUUAUCACCUGAUCAUUCAUCUUUCUUAAGCGGAUGUCCUACCCUACUACCAACCUCUGAAUUGCUCCAGACUCCACCACCUGAUUUUAUACCUGAACCUAUUAAUCUCCAAUCUUCUGAAAAUAAUAGUUCCAUGAGAAAUCAUAAUUAUCUUUUUUCGCCAUCUAGUAAUCAAUUAUUAGCAAAUCUUCCUCAGAUUACAACACUUGACCUAACCAAUGGUAUACCAGUGCAUACAUCAUCACAAGGAUUAUGUUCUGGUGGUGGUUCAGUUAUUAGUGGACAAAGUUCAUUAGACACUACUUCAUGUACCCCUGUAAAUUCACAUUUAUCUCGAAGUGUUCAUAACUCAGCUAUAUCACCCGACCAACAGUCAUUAACAACAACAAAUCAUUCAGACCACCUAAUGCCAAAAAUGGAUAUAAUAUCGAAUUCACCUGUAUCAUAUGGAGUUAAUUCAUCUAUUCAUGGAAUAGCCUAUCUAAUUAACGACCAUACAACAAAUGUUUGAUCCUAUGGUUAUAAAUAUAUGAUAUACAGGAAUACUUGCUACACCAUACGCAGUGUUUAUUCAGCCUUAUCUUGGCGUAGUAACAAACAAAGUACACAACUAAAGCGUUUUGUGCCUUAAUAUUAAGUAAAUAAUACUACUACUCCCUGUUCAUAUUUGCUUUCAUCAUUUCAAACACGCCACCUAGUUGUUUUCAUGUGACAAACGCUAAUUCUUCUCUUUUUCACUUCACUCUGCAAAGGUACCCUCGUUGUGUGCAACAUUCAGUAUUUUGGAUCAAAAACGUCUUCCGCCACACACAUAAUACAAACACAUUCUUUUUUAUUCUUAAAUAAGCAAUAGUAAUAUACUUGUUGAAUAAAUAUAUUUACUGAAUUUCUAAAUCGAAUCAUAUUAGUAGUCGCUCCAUAGUCGAUAUGAGUACAAACAUCAAUGCAAGAAGCAUGAUUGGAUGUUUUCAAUUAAGACUAAAUUAUACGUCUCAUUAAUAGCAUAAUAGACAGACAUAGCUUAUAAAUAUAGGACCGAUAAUUACUGGCCAACAGCUCAGGUCACAGUAACUCACAGUUGAGUGUUAAUUCGAAGGUAUGACGAAUCGUAGAUAUGUCACUCAGGUUAUGCUGUAUAAUAAAGCUGGUUUUCAUUUACGAACUUUCACAAAUUUGAAUAAAGCAAGAAGAACAAAAGUAGCAUGUAUUUCGUGGAUUCUCCUCCGCUGCUAUGCAACUUACAGAAUGUAUAUAUAAGGGGUUUUGUUCAUUGUUAUUCUAGAAUCGGUAAAAAUGACGUCAUGGUUUAGUAGGCGUCAACCCCGUGAACUCUUAAGACUCAAAUUCUUCAGGAUGUGUCAGUCAAUCUAAAUCUGUUUCCUUCCAUCUCAAUUCAAAAAACUCUUGUAUAACAUAUUAUUCAUCAUCAACAGCUGAAGAGAAUCUACGAAAUAUACGCAUACUAAUCCUGCUACUAUUUACUGCUGUUCUUGCUUCAUUCAAAGCUUGUAUUCUUUAGCAGUCAAAGGCCCACAAGUGAUAUUUACAUCUUAAUUGGUCUUUUUACUAUACAACACUCAUACACUGCAACUUCACAGAACUCUCUGAAAUUAUCAUCUUGCCAUAAAGAUGGCACAAAACAAAUGAAUAAAUUGAUUGAUUAGUAACUGAAAUUUCAGUAACAUAUUUUCAAAUGAGUUUAAAAAUCUUCAGUUGUAAAACUGCACAGGGCAACAGGCUAUCGGAUAAACGUAUUCUCCAUCUAUUGAUUUAAAAUAAAGAUAAACAUCACCUUUUAAUUUAUUAUCAAAGAGUGCCACUCGCUUCAUCUUGUUCAUUACUGUUCACUCACCAAAGUAAACUUGUCGAAAAUACAACUGCAAUAAUAUCAGCAUAAUUCUUAAUUCAAAAUACUGGUUAUUCAGAGAACCUAUCGGUGCAUCGGCUGAAAUCGUAACACUUUGCAACAGCAUGCACAGAAGUGGACGGAAAAAAUUAUAUCAAAGUAGUCAAAAGUGUACGAGACGAGAGAAAAUAAAUGAAAGUUGAGGAAAGUGUUUGAACUUUCGACAAUGUCCAAGUGAAUACGUCAAUCCUAUUGUACCUGAUAUUCAACCGUCACCAAGUGUUCAAUUACCGAUUUUUGUUAUCUCAAGGAUCUAAGCCAAGUAGCCUACACCUACAGACAUCACUAAGACCAAUAGCCAAAGACUUCAUAAACUUGAGGGGAGCAAGAACACUCAAAUUGAGCAGAAUAACAUGAUAUCAUUGUAUCUCGUUAGGUUCUUAUCAUCUACUCACAAAAUACAGAACAUUUAGUAUGAAGCUACAGUAGGUACUUAAUAUUCUUGAGUUUAUCACCAAAAUGUCUAUCAUUGGAUUCGUUCAACAUGUAAGGCGAUAAAAUGAUUGGAAGUAACAUAAAUAGAGGUGAAGGUGACAAGGCAUAUUGAUAUUUUAGAUUUAUAUGUUAAUUAUUAGAACAUUCUCAUCAAAUAGAAAUGAAAAGCGUUUGUAAAAGUAUGUGGGAUUUAGAAAAGAGAUUACGUGAGUUCAGUGAAUAGACAAGUUGAUAAUAAUCUAGAAAUCAGCUGUCGUGAGGUGAACUUAGUGGAAUAAAAUUACGACUGAGUAUGAAUUUAAAAUUGCUACUAAUAAUGAAGACAAUGGGCGAUGACGUAAACGAAAAUGGUUUAUACAGUAACUACCAGGGUAGUGAUAGGUUGACAACUGCUUCCUUUUGGAUACACAAACCUGGUGUCAGCCUUUUGAUUGCCAUAGCUUCAGUGAAAUGAACAAGAUAGAAUUUUUUUGUAUUUGUUGGUUAUUUUUAAAUGACUGAAGCAACCAGCUAGUGUCCUGUAUCUAGUUAUUGUUUGGUAAUCACUCCAGUGAGAUUCUGAACCACAGAAGUCGAGAGCUUUUCAGAACAUAUCCAAAAUGUUGGAGCUAAGCCAUUUUUCUUAUCCUCCCAAUGUAUUUACUUUGACAGAUACACGUGACUUUAUACAGGCGAUCAAAAUUACCAAACGAAGGAUGAAUAUCGAUUUUCAACUGCACCAGUGACAAAUUUGUUCGAUACGUGAUGAGUAAACAAGCUAUAGGUUACUUUCUGACUAAUGAGUUUUUAAGUGUUCUGUUCACUGGUUCUGCAGUAUCAACGCCUUUAAAAUCAAGCCGAAUAAACAUUUGCUUUUUGUUAAUCGUAACUUUCAAUUUUUUAUUUCCAGUUCUACUAUAUUUGCGGAUAACCAUUCUGCUUCAGACAUUUCUUGAUGAUCAAUAGUUCAUCUUCUACUGUCAGUUAAACAUAUUCCUCUCACUCUAUGCAAGUCCUGUAAUCAAUCCUUUCUUCAUACCAGACCAAAACGAAAAUGUUGAAAUCCAAAUGAAGCAUUCCAUGUAUUCUUUCUCUCAAUAGGUCUUUUGAGUGUAACAUUGGAUUAGAAUAAUCUAAUAUAAAUGUAAAAUAUC